Molecule: messenger RNA, 1001 nt
Organism: Bursaphelenchus xylophilus (pine wood nematode)
Lineage: Eukaryota; Metazoa; Nematoda; Chromadorea; Rhabditida; Aphelenchoididae
Source: the annotation of a GenBank genome assembly
AUGACAGAGCCAGGGUCACCAACGCAGGUAGUUUUACUGGUACGAAAGUAUAAAUUUAAGAUUUCUGACGUUUUUUAUGCCGCUACGUUUACCUUUGAUCAUUUGACGAAUCUGGCAUUGCAACUCAAUAGGAUAGACAAACAGAUAAAUCUGUAAGAGUUCGAUAAGAUUAUUUAAAAUGAUACACAGAUACGAUGAAACAUGUUCUAUGGAUUCGGUCGACGAAUCGGUUAGGAAGUUUACUGCCAAUUUGGAAAAUGCAUCCAAACUUAAACAAGCGUAAGUAUUGUCUAACUAUUUCUGUUCUCAAGUUCUAGAACUUAUAUGAGGCCGUACUCGCAUCAGGCCAGGCGGACUCCAGCCCAGCCAUUGAACCGGAUUCCAGUGAAUGCGGAUCUUACUAGAUCCCUUCCACAGAAAUCCCAAAACAAUUAUAGAUUAAUGCCUGCUACAGGGCUUAAUGCGCUGCAAAACGGGUCUUUGAUCAGGCAAAAUUCAAUGACUAAUGGGCGAAAACGGGCGAUGGCUGAGAACGGAUCUUAUGGUCCAUCAAAGCAAAUUCGGGAUAUCCAAUGGAUGUCCGUAAACGGAAACAGCUCUCCAAAGGUCAGCUUUAUUUUUUUCGUGUUUUUAAGUUUAGUGUUUAGAUGCCAAUGUUCGCUCGACAGUCGAUUAAUCCGCCUCCUAAUAAGGUUAAUAUUCGCCGAGAAUAUACGGUAACACCGUUUCGAACAGGAAGUGAACCCCAACGGUUUCUAGUGAAGAAGGAGCUCUUCCAAUCACAGAAUGUUACUGCCAUUACAAUGGAUGAUCUGACACCGAAGCUGCCAAAUAAUUCAAGGACUUCUCCAUCGAUACCUUCAUUUCAGCCCCUUCAGCCAAAACCCGUAUCAUUGUCUGGCGUAAGGCCGUCAAUGCCCUUGACGGAGGAGGAUGCUGCCGUUUCCUCACUUUUACAUACCCUCCAACAACCAGACUCAGAAAUGAGUGGCGCCGAGUGA